This is a messenger RNA of Rhineura floridana, 8063 nucleotides long. RefSeq names its product Rho guanine nucleotide exchange factor 11 (gene ARHGEF11). Gene Ontology annotation, molecular function: G protein-coupled receptor binding; guanyl-nucleotide exchange factor activity. NCBI's taxonomy places the organism in Eukaryota, Metazoa, Chordata, Lepidosauria, Squamata, Rhineuridae. Bases 1855 to 6681 code for a protein of 1608 amino acids. The transcript is spliced from 42 exons. The record is from RefSeq and is a predicted model, not a curated record. Gene Ontology annotation, biological process: Rho protein signal transduction; G protein-coupled receptor signaling pathway. Gene Ontology annotation, cellular component: cytoplasm.
UGCCAGCCUUCUCCUGUAGCACCCUUGCGCUGGAGCAGAAGCAGCAGCAGGAGGAAAAGGAGGAGGCAAGGAGAAAAAGAAAGGGAGCGAAGGAGAGGUUUUGGUUUUGCUCUUGCUGCUGCUGCUGCUGUCUUGCCAUUGCCUUUCCUUUCUGCACCCUUCCUUCUCUCCCCUCCUCUCUCCCCUCCCUCCCUCUCUCUCCCCUCCCUGUUUCCCUCUCUGUUUCCCUCCCUCUUGUUUAGGGCAGGGGAGGGACGAAGGGAGGGAAGCUGCCAGGGCUGGCUCCAGAGAGGAAGGAGGUUGGGGAAGCUGGGCUGGGAAAGACUGGGGACGGAGGUCUGCCAGUAGGCCUCGCGUUCCCUGGGAAAGCCUUACUCUUGCUGCUACUGCUGCUGCUGGAGGAGGAGGAGGAGAAGGAGAGGGCAGAGGAGGAGGAAGAAAGCGCAGCCAAAUCCUCGGGAGGCAGGAGAGCUCGCAAAAGGGGUGGGGUGGGGGGCUUGAAGGCAAAUGCAAAAAAGCCACCCUCCAGGGGUAGGAAAAAGCGGAGGCGCUGCAGCAGGAGCGGCGGUUUUUCUGCCAAGGGCUAAGAUGCAGGUUGGAGGGUCUGCAGGGGGGGGUUGCCUGCCUCCUCCAGGGCUGAUGUGUCUGUCCUUCCUCUUGCUCUGCAAGGAUCCAGAAGACUGAGGAGGGGAAGAAGACGGAGGAGAGGGAGAGGAGGAGGAGGAGAAGAAGAAGAAGGAGCUCUUCCGCCUGCCUGCCUCUUCCAUGGAGAGUCUCUUUCCUCAUUCAUUUCAGAAGCUGCAUUUCAGGAACUCCAGAGGGAUACUUUUCCCCUUCCAAGGAAAGCUGGGCGAGAGGUAGAGAAGAAGAGGAGGAGGAAACAACUUUGGAGGACAUUUUUCUUUCUUUUUUGCAAGAAGUGUUCUGCACAACAAGGAUUCAAAAGCUUCCCCCUUCCCCCCCCUCCCGUGGGACUGCUUCCAACACCCUUUUCUGCCUCUACCCCCAGCCACAUUUUGUAUUUUUAAGAAUAUUUAAUUUAUUUCCCACACACACACGCGACAAGCAUUGUGUUAUGGGACAUGUAUGUGUCCCCUCUCCCCCUUAUUCGUUCUGUGUUUAUUUUGUUUUUGUUUUUCACCCCCACAAGAAAUAAUGCAGAACCCCCACCCCUUUCAUUUAAAUGAUUGAACUGGAUGUUGCCACUGUAAUUUUUUUUUUUUUAAGAGGGGGAGGUAAAUUUUAAUUUAUUUAUUAAUGAUUCCGAGGAGGGAGGAAAACGAACUGCAGGAAGAAGAAAAGUGACUUUUGAGAGGAUAAGUUGGUUACAUUUUUCUCUUUCUCUUUUUUAUUACUUAAAAAAAGAAAAGGCCACACAGAAAAGGCCAGAUAUUUUACUUAGUCUGUUGUCUUUUUCUGACCCUGCCAACAGAAGAACAGCUGGUAAAACUGGAUUAUGAGGAUGUUUUGAAGUUAAGACUUUAAUAUUUGGAUGGAAAUCUCUGUCUUCCAGUUGGCUCUUCCAAUAGUGUUUGUAACCUUGAAAAGGCUUUUUUUCCCCCCCUGAGAGUGGGUGAAUUAAUUUAAAAAGGAGAGUUUAGAAGAAGACAAAACUCAUGUCCUGCAAAGGGCUGGGGGACGAUGUGUGGAUAUAAGCACAGAAUGGACUGGCAGAACUCUGGCUCUUGACUGGUCUUGCCUUCCUUUCUCUCUUUCUGGGAAAAGGGCUUCUUGCCGGAGGAUUUGCUGCUAAAAUUAUAUUUGCAAAAACAAACAGACAAGAAGGCCCCUCCAACAGCGCGUAGCCAAAGACCCAGGGCAACCACCCUGGAGAGCUGGAUUUGACAACAAGCCAUGAACAUGAGGCCGCCUCAGACUGCACUGGACAGACCAGCCAGUAAAAAGCACCCUCACCUGCCCAGGUUAAGCAGCCUGUCUUCUUUGGGCGACUCGGCUCCAGAGCGGCGCUCCCCCGGCCACCGCCGCCAACCCUCCGACUCCAGUGAAACAACAGGUUUGGUCCAGCGUUGCGUCAUCAUACAGAAAGACCAGCAUGGCUUUGGCUUCACCGUCAGCGGGGACAGGAUUGUCUUGGUGCAGUCAGUACGGCCAGGGGGGGCUGCGAUGAAGGCUGGCGUGCAGGAGGGGGAUCGGAUUGUCAAAGUGAAUGGGACAAUGGUGACCAACAGCUCCCACCUCGAAGUCGUGAAGCUCAUAAAAUCUGGUGCUUAUGUCGCUCUCACCCUCUUGGGCUCCCCUCCUGCCUCUGUGGGGUUUCUGGGUUCCCAACAGGACGGGCACCAGACGGGGGCUCCUCAAGUCACGCCAGCAUGUCCCCCGCCGCCCCCUCCACCACCGUUGCCUCCGCCGCAGCGCAUCACCGGGCCCAAGCCGCUGCAGGAUCCAGAGGUUCAGAAGCACGCAACACAGAUUCUCCGGAACAUGCUGAGGCAAGAGGAGGCAGAGCUGCAGCGUUGCUAUGAGAUCUACAGCCGGAAUCCGGCUUCCCUACUCGAGGAACAGAUAGAAGGUGCUCGCCGGAGAGUCAGCCAGUUGCAGCUCAAGAUCCGCCAAGAGACGGGAGGAUUGCUGGAUUCCACCGCCCGACUAUUCAGCGACUCCAGCUCCAUCAAUUCCCAGGUGACCGAUGGGCGCGUCUCCUUGGACUCCCAGGAUGGUGAUAGCGGCCUGGACUCUGGCACGGAGCGGUUCCCCUCUGUCAGUGAGAUCUCCUUGAACCGGAACUCUGUCCUCUCCGACCCUGGCUUGGACAGCCCCCACACCUCUCCUGUCAUCACGUCCAGGAUGUCCCAGCACCAUCGGCGGCAGGGCUCAGACACACCUUUCUCCUCCGCAGAACAGGGCUUGGACCGAACACCAAGGCCACUCAUCAUUGGUCCAGAGGAAGAUUAUGAUCCAGGAUACUUUAACAAUGAGUGUGACAGCCUCUUCCAGGAUUUAGGGAAGCUGAAGACGCGGCCUGCGCAUCUGGGAGUUUUCCUGCGCUACAUCUUCUCUCAGGCAGACCCAAGUCCUCUGCUGCUGUACUUGUGCGCAGAUGUUUGCCAACAGAUGAACCCCAAGGAAGCCCGGGGGCUCGGAAAGGAUGUCUGGAACAUCUUCUUGGACAAAACAGCGCCUCUGAGAGUCAAGGUCCCCGAUCACUUGUUGGCUGAAAUCGACUCCUGCCUGCGGAAUGGGGAGGACGUCCGGAGCGUUUUCUUGGAGGCCCAGGAGGCCGUCAUGCCUGAAAUCCAGGAGCAGAUCCAGGAUUACAGGACAAAGCGCACCAUGGGUCUGGGGAGCUUGUAUGGGGAGAACGACUUGAUGGACCUUGAUGGAGACCCCCAGAAGGAGCACCAGGUGGCCGAGAAGCAGAUUGCGCAGCUUGGGGACAUCUUAUCCAAAUAUGAAGAGGAAAGGAGUUCCCCCCUGAGCUUUGCCUUGAACACCUACAUGAGCCAUGCAGGGAUCCGCCCACGGGAGGCGCGCCCAGUCAGCAUUGUUGAGAAGACACAGGAGAAAGACAAGUGGCUGCCCUUCUUCCCCAAGGCCAAGAAGAGCAGCAGCACAAAGAAAGAUAAAGAAGUGAUGGAGGACAAGAAGCGGAACCCGAUCCUCAAGUACAUCGGGAAGCCCAAGAGCUCCUCCCAGAGCACAUUUCAUGUCCCUCUGUCCCCUGUUGAAGUUAAACCCGGAAAUGUGAGGAACAUCAUCCAGCACUUUGAGAACAACCAGCAUUAUGACUCACAGGAAUCCAGCAUCCAGCGCCUCUCCACGGGCAGCUUCCCUGAAGACCUCCUGGAUUCGGACAGUUCCAGGUUGGAGGUCAAGCUUGGUCGGUCGGAGAGCCUGAAGGGCCGGGAGGAGCUCAAGAGGUUGCGGAAAGCAGAGAAUGUGCCUCGCUCCCGGAGCGACGUGGACAUGGACGCUGCGGCUGAAGCCACCCGGCUUCACCAGUCAGCGUCCUCUUCUGCAUCUAGCCUCUCCGCCAGGUCCCUGGAAAACCCCACACCACCCUACACUCCCAAAAUGGGGCGCAGAAGCAUCGAGUCCCCGAACCUGGGCUUCAGCACAGACUCCUUCCUCCCCCACCUGCUGGAGGAUGACCUCUUCCAACUCUCGGACCUGGAGCUGGAGCCAGAUUCUCAGAACUGGCAACACACUGUUGGCCGUGAUGUCGUGUCUUCCUUGCCACAGCGAGAGGUUGACCGCCAGGAAGUCAUCAACGAGCUGUUUGUGACGGAGACCUCUCAUCUACGGAUCCUGCGUGUCCUGGACGUCCUUUUCUACCAGCGCAUGAGGAAGGAGAACCUACUCACUCGGGAGGAACUGGCCCUCCUGUUCCCCAACCUCUCGGAGGUGCUAGAGAUUCACAAUUCCCUGUCGGAAUCGAUGAAGAAGCUACGAGAGGAGGGCCCCGUCGUCAAGGAGAUUGGAGACCUCAUGCUUUCACGGUUUGAUGGGGCUGCACGUGAGGAGAUCCAGCAGGUGGCUGCUGACUUCUGUGCUUACCAAUCCACGGCCCUUGAGCUGAUCAAAACCAAGCAGCGGAAAGAGACUCGCUUCCAGCUGUUCAUGCAGGAAGCUGAGAGCAACCCUCAAUGCCGCCGUCUUCAGAUGAAAGAUCUCAUAAUCUCAGAGAUGCAGCGUCUGACAAAGUACCCUCUGCUGCUGGAGAACAUCAUCAAGCACACCGAUGGGGAUACCUUGGAGCACAAGAAGCUGUGUCGGGCCCGGGACCAGUGUCGGGAGAUCCUCCGAUACGUGAAUGAGGCGGUAAAGCUGGCGGAAAACCAGCAGCGGCUGGAGGCCUAUCAGAAGCGCCUGGAUGCCACCUCUCUGGAGCGGACCAGCAACCCGCUGGCAGCGGAGUUCAAGAACCUUGACCUCCGAAGCCGGCGCAUGAUCCACGAGGGGCCCCUGAGUUGGCGCAUCAGCAAAGAUAAGACUGUGGAUCUGCACGUGCUGCUACUUGAAGAUCUCCUGGUGCUUCUGCAACGGCAGGAUGAAAAGCUGGUUCUGAAGUGCCACAGCAAGAUGGCGCUGGGUUCCUCGGACACCAAGCAGACAUUCAGCCCUGUCCUCAAGCUCAACGCGGUCCUCAUCCGCUCCGUAGCCACAGAUAAACGAGCUCUCUUCAUCAUUUGCACGUCUGAAUUGGGACCCCAGAUCUACGAGCUGGUUGCAUCAACAUCUUCAGAAAAGAAUAUGUGGAUGGAACUUCUGGAAGAGGCGGUGAAGCGAGCCACCCGAAAUGCCCCCCUGCCCCCCAAGCGGCAUUCCCAGGAGCUGCCUCUGCCCCACACGGCUCCUUCCAGUCUGGUGCUCCGGGAUGCUGACAUCUCCCCAAACUUGGCCCAGAGGAUCUCUGCCUCCAGCCAGGAUGCAGAAGAAGAGGAGGGGACUUCAGCAGACGAUACCCCGACAGACACCCUGGUCGAAGAGAGGCACCCAGUGCUGGUGGAGGAGCCACAGGUUGGAGGCAGGGAGGAGGAGGAGGAGGAGGAGGAGGAGGAGGAGGAGGAAGGACCACCUCCUGCUGCGUCACCGUUCCCCCCUGCAGAGAUGGAGGCCCUUCCUCCAGAGGAGAUCCCAGAGCUGGGCGGCCACCUGCACCCCCUUCAGGAGCCUGUAUUUUCUGAGAGUCUGGCUGAGUCGGCCCUGGAGGACGUGGAAACUCUGCGACUUCUCUUCCUGCGAAGCUUCCUGCCACCCCGAGACCCUGACCCCGAAGAGGACCUGACCCCCACGCCAUCUCUUGUCGGUACCAACCAGCACUGGGACUCAGCGCUAGCCAGUCAGGACUCAGGCAGCCACGAGGAGCCACCAGAGUCCCUGGAGGGUGGCAACCCCUUGGAGCAGUCCGGCUCCACGCUGAUGGAUCCGGAGGGUGGCCGGCCUGGGCCUGAGGCUGAAGGCGUCCAGGGCCCCCAGGCAGCAGCGGAGGGGAGGGAGCCUUGUGGGGGCGAGAGGACGGCAGAGGUCCCCAUUGGGCAGGGAAGUGCUCAGGAGGCUCAUGGAGAGGGUGACGGCGGCAGCAGCAGCUACAAAGUGGUGCGGAAAGCCAAGGUGGAGGGGGCUAACGGUGCUCUUCCCUUGCCAGACGGUAGCCAGGCAGGAACUGAACCAGGAGGCGCAGCAGAGGCAGAUGGGAACUACUUCUAUGUGAGCCUACCGGAUGGCCCCAAACAGUGCCAAUCAGGCGCCAGGAACCCCAGCCCCACAGAGCCAGCCGACCUUUCCAGCCAGCCGAAGAGCCCGCCUCCUGCCAGGCUGCCCCACAGCUGGCCCCAUGCCAAAGAGAGCCCGGCAGGGUGGCCUGGCUCCCUCGAAGGCCCAGUGGCCCCCGAGUGCUUCCCCUCCAGACAAGUGAUUCAGGACAUAGAUGUCAUCUUCCAGACGAUAGAGCAGCUCUCGCUGAAGCUGACCAGGCUGAAGAACGUGGAAAAGGCCCAUCAGGAGCUGCUACAGUCGCUGACUGGAGGUUCCCCCCUGGAUGCUGCCACCCCUGUGGGACGUGUGCUGCCGGAGCAGAGCCAAAUGUCGCCGCGGGACAGCCAUGGAGUGCCCAAAGCUGGCCAGGAUGACCCUCCGCCCGUCCUGCAUUCCCCAGAAGCAGCAGCAGAAUUUGGCCAGAUCUCCCUUUCUGAAGACGGCCCCCAGGAAGUGACCUUUUAGGGAGAGGAGUUUUGCGAGGGAUGGACAGCAGGCAGGCAGGCUCGCUCUCUGGCAGAUUGCUGCUCCCUCCUCUUCCCAGCCCACCUUGGCGGUCUCCAGGUUUGAACUGAGCAGGUGGCAGUGGGGAGCCACCAGCGUGAAGGAUGGCCAAGCUCCAAGGAGGAAGAAACUGGAAUCCCUCCCUAUCCCUCCCCCCCCCUCGGAAGCCCACAGUGGAUUAAUUUAAACUGUAUUAUAAAUAAUAUCUGGAGUUCUUCCCAAUCGGGCUUUCCGGGACAGCUCGCCAGGCUCCGUAGCGGGAGCCCCCCUGGCCUGCAUGCCUCUUCCACUUUGGGGGUUAGACCCUUUUUGCUAACCCCCCUCCUCCUGCUGGGCUGAAUCAAUCAUGUGUAUAUGGGUGUAUGCAUAUGCACCCCACAGACUUGCUUUUUCCAAUGUACAUGAAAGCUGGAAUAUAUUCUGUAUAAUUGCACUUUUUUUAUUUUGGGUUAUUUCGUUUCCUUUCCACUGUGAGGAAAAAUCCCUCACUUGGAGAGGCCCCAGCUGCUUCCAGACUUUGAUAUAAAUAUGUAUGUAUAUGCAUUGAGUUACUGUAAAUAUAUGAGACUUUGUUUGUUUGAAAAAAAUAAUUGCCUCCAUGCCGACUGAUAACUAGAAAAUUAAAAAGCUCCCCCACUGUAGCUGUGGCUUGAUUGGCAGGGUGAGGACAGGGCUGAGAGGUUUGGGGCUGCAAAGACCCCACUGCAGCUGGGGUGUGUGUGUUGUGUGUGACGAUGGCUGCCUGUGAUCAAGCCGCAGUGAAAAGGAAUCUGGCGGGCGAGGGUCUCUCCCCUCCGCCCAGCAAGCGCAGACACCUCCCGCCCCAUCACUUGUUUUGUGAAAUGGCCCCCGAGAGUGCUCUCCCUGAGCUGCGGCAGUUGCGUCAAGGCAGGCUGCUGGGUGUGAGGGUCCCGAGUCUGCCUUGGAAACAGGACCGUUGUCGUCGUUUGGCGGGAGAAGCCACUGGCUGGUGCUAAGACAAUAUGCCUCUCUGGAGGCAGCCCCUGCCUGCCUUGGCUGUGCAGGAGGCCUGUCUGCUGCGGCCUCUCCAAAAACACCAACUGCCCCAUCGGCUGGCGAGAGGGGGCUGAAGCUGUUUGGGCUGAAGCGGCAGGUCCCCGGCAGCCAGGCCAUCCCUCCUUCGUUCUCGUUUCCGGUGGGCCUCGUUGGCUCAAGCGGUGAGUCUAAACCCCAGGAGUUGACCCCCCCAAUGCUGCAACAGGUGGAUGAUGCAUAUAAGAUUAUAUAUAGAUAUAUAUAGAUAGAUAUAUAUGUAUUAAAAAAGAAAGAUGCCAGUUUGCUGUUCAAUCUGCUAAAAGCCAAUUUUAUUUUCUUCCUUUCAA